Molecule: messenger RNA, 5193 nt
Organism: Hippoglossus stenolepis (Pacific halibut)
Lineage: Eukaryota; Metazoa; Chordata; Actinopteri; Pleuronectiformes; Pleuronectidae
Gene: slc27a6
Product: solute carrier family 27 member 6
Exons: 10
Coding region: 94-1965 (623 amino acids)
Molecular function (GO): long-chain fatty acid transmembrane transporter activity; long-chain fatty acid-CoA ligase activity
Source: RefSeq, a predicted model, not a curated record
CGUAUAUCACCUGCAGCAUGCAGCAGAGUGUGAGAGCACUCUUCUCCUCUGGUUGUCUUCAGCGGUCUUCAUCGUGUCCUCACAGCCGCAGACAUGUCUGUGUUUCUGGGAUGGCUCUCGGCUCUGGCCAUGGGUGUUGUCUCCGCUCAUGUCCUGCUGAAAGUCUGCUUCCCGUACUUCUGGAGGGACCUGUUGUUCCUGAUCAAGGUGAUCAGGUGCGGAGCGCGGCUGGAGCUCUCUAAGUUCACCUGCAGCGUGCACACGGUCCUGGAGAGGUUCGUGCAGCAAGCGCAACGCGUCCCCAACAAGCCGUUCGUCAUCUUCGAGGGAACCGUCCACACGUACCGAGACAUCGAGCAGCGCAGCAACAGACUCGCCCAUGUUUUCCUGGAGAGUGUCAACCUGAGGAAAGGAGACUGCGUUGCCUUGCUCAUGGGCAACGAACCCGACUUCCUGUGCGUUUGGUUCGGGUUGGCGAAGGUCGGCUGCUCGGUGGCUUUCCUCAACACGAACAUCAAGUCCAAGUCUCUGCUGCACUGCUUUAACUGCUGUGGAGCCAAAACUCUAAUAGUUGGAUCAGAACUGGUGGAAUGUUUGGAUGGCAUCCUAACCAGCCUGCUGGAGGACAACAUCCAGGUGUGGGCCAUGGGGAGCCACAGUGAGCACACACAGGUACACAGUCUGUUGGAUAAAGUUGCUGCUGCCUCUGAACAGCCGGUACCAGCUGUGCUACAUGCCACCACCUCUCUCAAAUCCCCCACCCUGUACAUCUUCACCUCUGGAACAACUGGUCUCCCGAAGGCUGCAGUGAUCACUCAUCUGCAGAGUUUGAAGGCAGCAGCAGGCUUUUGGGCAUUUGGGAUGACUGAAGAUGAUGUGGUGUAUAUUCCGCUGCCACUCUACCACAGUGCAGCUUCUUUGAUCGGUAUAGGAGGAACCAUAGAGCUGGGUGCAACCUGUGUCUUGAAGAAGAAGUUCUCAGCCUCCCAGUUCUGGAAUGACUGUAGAAAACAUAAUGUGACUGCUUUCCAGUAUAUUGGUGAACUCUGCAGAUACCUCUGCAACCAGCCUAAGACAGAGGUAGAUAAAGUUCACAAGGUGCGGAUGGGAGUUGGGAACGGCUUGCGGCAGGACGUCUGGCGGGAGUUCCAGAGUCGCUUUGGAAACGUUAAAAUGUGCGAGGUGUAUGGCUCCACUGAGGGAAACCUGUGUUUCAUGAACCAUAUCGGCAAGAUUGGAACUGUGGGCCGGUCCAACUUCCUCUACAGGCUCUUGUUCAAGUACGAUCUAGUGAAGUAUGACAUGGAGAAAGACGAGCCAGUGAAGGAUCAGUAUGGUUUCUGUCAGCGAGUGGGAAGGGGUGAGACAGGGCUUUUACUGUCCAAGGUGAGCGCCACCAGCCCCUUCUUUGGCUAUGCUGGAAGCAAGCAGCUGACGGAGAAAAAGCUGAUGCGAAAUGUAUUUGUGAAGGGAGAUGCCUACUUUAACACUGGUGACCUCAUGGCUGAAGACCAGGAGGGCUUCAUCUGUUUUAAGGACAGAGUAGGAGACACCUUCAGGUGGAAGGGUGAAAAUGUAGCAACGACAGAGUUAACAGAGGCUCUUGGGCUGGUGGAUUUUAUGCAGGAAGUCAAUGUGUAUGGAGUCGAAAUACCAGGGCUUGAGGGCAGAGCGGGAAUGGCUGCUGUGAUUAUAAGACCAGGUCUCGUGUUUGAUGGGAAGAAACUUUUUGAGCACGUGGUGACAGAUCUGCCAGCAUACGCUCAUCCGAGGUUCAUUAGGAUUCAGGAGAUGAUGGAAAUGACAAGUACCUUCAAGCUGCAGAAGUUCCAGCUGGUGCAAAGUGGCUUCAACCCCUCGACUAUCGCGGACCCUCUCUAUGUGUUGGACUAUCAGCAGAAGAACUACAUUCCUCUAACAGACACUGUCUAUCACAGCAUCCUCGCUGGAGAAUACAAGCUAUAGGACUCACAAGUGUGGGUAUGAUGACACCGCUUCAAACAAAGAGGGAGAUCAUAAGCUCUGCUGAAUCCAGAUAUCUAAAGGAAGUCCAUGGAAACACAAUACAAUCAGAUAGGAUGAUUUGAAUGAAAAUACAUUCGUAAAUAGGUGGAUUAUGAUCAGUUGACCAUUUGCAAUACUUAACACAAAUAUCACAUGUUAUUUACCAGUUUAAAACCUUCAAACAGACAAACUAAGGCGAUCGCACCAUUCAUACCUUUAAACAGGCCUUACCUUUUAAAUAAAAGAGUCUGUUUUGUGUGUAUGAAAGCCAUUUGUGAAUAUUUAUUGUAAUUUAAACAUUAAGACCCUAUAAGGGAUAUGUUGAGACAUGGCUUUCAUUUUUAAAUUCUAAUGCCCUUAAUAUAAAAAUACAUUGUCCAAUAAAUUGUCCAAAUAUUGCUCCCUUCAAAUCCAACUUAAGUACCUAAUUAUAUCUGAACCGAUGGCUAAAUUGGUCGAAUUUUAAGGUACACAAAUAAGGGAUUUAUUGUUAAGUCAAUAAUAGAUUAAAUAGCUCACAGACAACUUUGCUGGUUUGUCUGAUUUCUUUAUCAAUGUUUCAACAAGAUAGGUAAAUGUACACACACAAUUUCUUCUUAUGCAAGCAAAAUAUGUGAUUCAUCAAAUCCCUACAUUAUGCUGACCACUGAGAGGACACAGUGCCUGUGUUUUCAAUUACUUAAAUUUUUUUAUGAAACUGAAAUAAUUUUAUAUUCUCUGUGAGAGAUUUUGAUGAAAGCCCAACAUGUUUGCCAUAUUCUUUUUUUCAAAUUUUAUGUUGUAUUUAGUGCUUAAUUUUUAUUUUUAGUUCCCUGAGAAUUUAAUGUGUGCUGCUAAAUUCCUUAACUGACAUGCUUGGGAACUUUGCCAGAUCCAAUGACUAUUAACUAUCAGGUAAGGAAUCAGUUCAUAUUAAAGAAGUGUAUUUGUACAUUCACAGUAGGUGAAGGAUCAGGGGAGAGCUGGGAUUUUUACCAACAGCCACAAUAAGCUUGCUUUCCUACCCACGUCAGAGUUUGAGGUAAUGCUUUUGAUUUAUUUAAGGUGUCAACAGCUUAUUUCUGUAUAUCACCAUAUUCCUCUUUUCCAAAUAAGAGUAAUAUUUAGAAGGUUCAAUUUACUUUUAAUUUUAAUUUACUUUUUUGAUUAGGGUCAUAAGAUACAUAUAAGAUGCAUUGCCUUAAAAGAGUUGCAGUUUAUUAAAACAUGGCUCUUUUUCCAAUUUUAGCACCAAACUUUCUCAGAAUUCAUACACCAGCAGAGUUAGAAAAAGUAAAUGUAAGUACCCAGACAUCCACUACAGACUGCUGCUUCACCCUUGACCUACUGUUCUCACAUAGACUAGAUCAAUAUUUGAAUGUGGAAUUGCAUCACUCCCACAAUGAUGAACUAAACUCAGCACAGCAGGGAGUGACUGUAAUCCUUUUCAGUGAAGGAGAACUAGAAUGUCUCUGGUGUGGUCGUUGUGUAUGGCGUGGUGCGACGCUUGGAGAAGAAGAGCACAGUGAUGUUGCUGUGGGUGAAGCCUGGUGGCUGGCAGAGAACAGCGAGCAGGUCUUCAAACAGAGACAGCACGAGCCAACAGGCAGGCGAUGUCCAGGCAGGAUUCAGACAGGGAGGACAGGCAGGGAAACUAACACAGAGGAUGCUAACAAUUAGUCGGACACUAUGAUCUGGCAAUGAAGGAAGACCAGGGUACUUGUACUGCAGCAGGUGAGAAGUGGAGCUCAGCUACAGGUGUGCCAGGGACCUGAGGGAAGAAACAACGCCCAUACUCAGACCAAGUCAGCACACACUCAGUCCAAGCAUGCCAUACCAAUCAGUAUUCAUUCAUACACAUUCAGACACACAUAAGAACAAGACAUUAUCUCAAGUAGGAUGUUUACAUGAGUCGCUAAAAGAAUAUUUCAUUCAUAUUCCCGUUUACAUGUUACAGAGAAUAGUCUGAGUAUGAUCUUGAGCAGUUGGUAACUACUGUACAUGUUGAUGUCCCAAAAUGCUGUGAAAACUCCAAUAUAAUAUUAUCGAGACGUAUAUGUGUGAACAAAAUGUGACUAUGGUUGGAAUAUUUCAAAUGUUCUUUUAUUGCUUAUUCUGAGUAUGAUCUUAUGCGAGAAAGUUAAUCAGAAAAUGCUGCUUGCGUGUGAGUACCCAAUCAAAAUAAUGUCAGGAUAUUGCUGUCCAUGUGAACACAGAAUUUUGAAAAUGUUUUCAAAUGUAUAAAAAAGGACAAACUGAAAUAUAAUAUUAUAUUAUUGACAUAAGUAUCAGGCUCUUAAUCAUGACAUGGGAAAUUUUAUUUAGAUGCUCUUGGUGUAGAAACAUAACUAAGAUGCUCAAGAAAAAUGGAAAACUAAAUUGGUUGUUAAUCAGAGCUCAUAUCCACCUCCAGCAUCAGACAUCCUGCUCAGGUUCUAUCAUCCUAAAUGAAGACUGCCAUUUCCAUCCAUUGUUCACUGAUUUUCAUUUCACAUGACCAAGCUGAGCCAGAAGUAGAACGCUUGAAUCAUUCUGACUUGCACUUUUUACGGAGUCAAUAUGGAUGUUUACGUUUAAAGCUUUACUCAGGUAUAUUGUCUCAUCUCAUACACGACUUCGAGCGGGGGUCACAACAAUUGACUCACAAUACUAUAAUGCACUGAUCAGAAAUAAUUAGAUUCCACCUUGUUGAGGUGAACUUGUAGCUAGCCCAGAGAGAGCAUCCGGAAGGUUGCUCUCUCUGUUUGACAAGAACAUCUCUAGAUAAGUGUGUUUUAAUUUAACAACUCAAAUCCAUUUUCCCUCUCUAGGGACACCUUUUGUCUUCAAUCUCUUCAGCUGUACUACUCAUGUAAAUCAAAUCUCAAUUUCAUUUAAUUGAUUUUGUGUGUAUUUACUAAUAGGCUACAUUGUUAAGAAUUUCAGAAUGUGCUAUUUUUGGAUAAUCAUCUCAAAGAUUAUAACAAUUCUGAACUGAAUAUAGACCAGUUUCUUUUUUUUUUCUUAGUUGAUGUUCCUCCUGCUAAGUGUUGCACUUAGAAACAAUGGGUUUCAUGUUUAUUGUAUUUGUUCUUGUUUUUCAUGCACACUGCUGCUGCCACUUUUCUCUGCCAUGGUCGCCAUGUGCUGUAAUUCAGUCUCUGAAAGUGUUGGCAGUUUUAGCCUGAAUAAAAGUGGUGAGCUCCAGUGCCAUGGUGUUCAAAAAUGCUA